Molecule: messenger RNA, 4809 nt
Organism: Paramuricea clavata
Lineage: Eukaryota; Metazoa; Cnidaria; Anthozoa; Malacalcyonacea; Plexauridae
Source: the annotation of a GenBank genome assembly
UGAAAACCAGGGGUUUCAAACAGAAAAUCAAUUUGUUCCUAUCUUUUAACCAACCACACCUGCUUCAUCGUCACCAUCUACAUCUGUUAGUACAGUGAGUACACCCCCCUGUACUCCCAUAAGAACAAACACACCAUCUAAUGUGCAAUCACCCUCCCUGGAAAGAAUGCAACCAGAUGUAGAAUUGCCUGGACCAACUGAAAUUCCGCAAACACCUUCACCUGGUUUUGCUAUCAAAGAAAAAAGGGCUGCAAAUAUUAACUGGAUAAAGGAUUACAAGCUUCCAGAAUCGGUAUAUUGUGUGAAUAUAUUAAAGUCUGGUUCACACUAGCAAUUCUGUUGGCAAUUUUUCUCCUCUUAGCAAAUGUGAUCUAAUGAAUGACAUGCAAAAGGCUUAGAAUUGUUUACUUUUGAAAAGUGACUCCAUACUGUGUGCGAGUUCACUCAUUUGCAUCUGUCAGAAACACAAUUAAAAUCGCCGAUAAAAUUGCUAGUGUGAACCCGGAUUUAAUAGUGCAUAAUAUUUGUAGCAGUUUUAACAUUUUUUUAUGCAAUGUACAGUAUGAAUGUUUAAAAUUAAUUUACAGGAAAAUUUAAAAAUUGAGGCAGGUUAUAAAAACAACUUAAAUUGUCUUUGCUUCUAUAUAUAUAGUUUUCUCCAAGAGUCCAUAAAGACCUUAUGGAUGGAAAAUUAAGUGGGAACCAUCGUGACGAGUUUACAAGGGAUGUUGUUUCAUCAAUAAAGGUGCAUACAAUGUAUCCCACAGCAGAAGAAAAGCAAAAGGUUGCAUCACUGAUCAUUCAAAAGUACCCAUUCCUUGCAGACUCUAUUGGAGCUGGCACUGUAAGUAUUAUCUUGAGUGUUAGUAAUCCUUGCCCACUAAUGCAUUUUUCAAGUAAAAUAUUCAAAUAUCUGCAAAAUCAUUGGUAAGGGAAUAGGUGUAACAAUUAUAGAUAAAACUCGCUUUGUGACCUUUCAAAUACCUUCGCUCAAAAUGUUGAAUUUCUCCUUGUAUUUAUCAGGUAGUUGUAUCCCUAUCAAUCCGAAGCGUUCAUAAGACAAACACUGUCUUACCUCGCUAAUUGUAAUAUAUUUUAUUGUGGAAUCCGAAUGUGUGCAUUAAAAAUGCAUAUUUUACAAUUUAUAAUCUAUUGAAAUUGUCCUGAAACCAUAUAAACAUUGUGAAAUAUACUACAAUUAACAAGGUAAGACGGUGUUUGUCUUGUUUUACUAGGUAAACUUGACUCCUCUGCUCCCUGUGAAUUUUUAGUUGUUUUCAAUCGAUUUCAUUGUAAAAAGUAUCAAAUAAUUUUUUUUACGAGAAAUCCUAAAUACUUUGCUUAUAUCUUGCAACAAUUGCAGAGCAUGCAUGCAACUCAUGUUGGAAAUGCAACAUGAAUCAAUUCAAUUUCUCCAGAGCUAGGCCCACACUUAACCUGCGAACAGGCGAGCUUGGAGUGGAUAUCCUUUUAUUACUGACACAUGUCUCACUGUUUGUACAAAUCUUAUCUUCUACCUUGUAAGGCUUUUAGUUGUAACUAAGAAUCUAAACAGAUGACAAGUAAAAUUGUUUGGUUUUGUGAGAAUACUAAAUGUAGGGUACAUUUUGACACAAUUACGCUACCUAUUGAAUGGUUAUCCCAUAAUCUUGCAAAUUGAGCCUGAAUGCACCUUCUUUAGGCAUUUUACUUUACCAGACGUACUGUAAAUUGUCAGCUAUCUCUGAAAGACUUAGAGUUAUUGGAAGUAUUUGACCCUCUCCACCCACUGCCCCUCAUUAGAGAGUGUGGCUUAACUUUUUUUUAUUCAAACGAGGCUCAUAUCUAAAAGGGAAAAUGUCUGAGAGAUGUCUAAUAUGUUGUAUUUUGAUGUACAGGGGUCAUGGUGCAAAGCAAUUACGAAUCGUUUCAAAAAUUUACGGCGAAAGAAGGCAUGUGGGGAAACCCCUGCUUGCAAGCAAAUAAAACCAAUUGGCACACCGAAAUCAGAACCAAGCACAAAGAAGAGGAAGCUGGUUGAUUUUCCCCAUUUACCUGAGGGGGAAACACAGGAGACAUGCACAGAACACAAGAAAGUCCUUGUGAAGGAGAUGGCAAAGUCAAGACGAAACCUCCCACUGAUUAGAGAACUGAUGGAACUGACAUAUUCUCAUCAUCGCCACAACUUUUUAAAGCAGCCGAAGACAGUUGUGGCAAUUCUGGAGGAGUACCCUGCUCUUCAUUUGAUUUCUGAGGUAUACUGAUUAGUUUCCAAUAGACCUUAUGCAUAUUGACGUCACAAGGCUUGAUGCCCGCGAGCAAUGCGGUCUUAGUAGUCAUCGCCUGGGAAAAUUGCGAUAGUGGCCAUUUUGAAUUGUUUAAUUUUCCCAAGCGAUGACUACUAAGACCAGCAUUCCUUGUGGGCAUCAAGCCACGUGACAUCACUAUGCAUAAGGUCUAUUGUUUUCUAAUUGUCCCUACAUGGUUUAGUAAACAUGUGCAUUCUUAAUUUUAGGUUAAGGUUGAGUUUGGUCGUAUUUUGGGGGAAGCAAAGCUAAUACGUGAAAUGGUCAACAAUUUUAAAUCACUGGAGGAAAGUAUAAUACAAUACGCCUCCAGGUGCACCAAGCGAAGUAUCAAAACAUUGGAAAACAUGAUGAAGGGUGCAUUGGAAGAAGAUCCACACAAAGAAUCUGGUAUGUCAUUAAACUAACAUUUCAAUAUUUAAGAUUAUAUUAAAGGAGAUCGACGACAUGAAUUUCCCCAGACAUUUCUCUUCGGAAUUAAAUAAAUUGGAAAUGUCACAUUGAAAAACAGGAGGAAAGGUCAUGCAGUGUCACCUUUUUUCCCCACUGUGAAGCUGGGGGGGGGGGGGAUUGAAAUCCUAAUGUGAUCAGAAAUUUUGCAUUUAAAUAAUUCUAGGUUCUAUGAGACAACAUUUCUGCAUUCUUGAAAUUGCGUUUCAAGACAUACUUACACAUACAUAGUCAGUUUCAGCUUCGAGCAUGUAAUUUGUACCCCCUCCCCCCAAUUUCUCUACAGAUUUAGCCUUUUUGAGAAAAUGGUUUUCAGUGUUGCGAUUGGGGGGCGGUCGCCCCUCGCCUAUAUACGCCACUGUCUCUUUGCCACCACCAUAUUACUUUCAUUACAUCGUGACUACUGCAAAAAUGCGUUAUGUGCCUGUGGAUUGUGGAAAUAUCAUAAUUAUACAUAUACUUUAUCAUCUCGGACUUGGACUCGAAAUAUUUAGGACUCGAAAUAUUUAGGACUCGGACUUGAAAAGUUUGGACUUGAAAUUUUGCUAGGGACUUGGACUUGUACUCGGACUUGAAUGUAUAGGACACGGACUUGGACUCGUAAGUUGUAGACUCGACUACAACACACUGAACUGCACCUCUAUAAUAUGCCUUUAGUUACCAUUUACCAGUUUAAUAUUAAUAAUUGAUAUUCAAAAGAUUCCUUCCCCCAUUUUUAGGGAGGGGUGGGGGAAUGCUCCCCCAGAAUUUAGCUAUUUCCAAAGUGGGUGGGGUAUUCUCCCCACAAAAUACCUCUGGCAUGGUCUCCAAACUUUACCCCUUGGGGUCUUAUCCCCUAGGCCCAUUUGCUCCUUAAGGUUCUCAUGCACUUGUACAUAUUUGCUUGCAAAUUGACUCGUUCAUUAAUUUGCAUUGUUUUUCUCACGCUAGACAUAAGGAGUACAGUGGUUGCCUUGAUGAUUCAGGAUAUAUUGAAGGAGAAGGCAGGAGAAUUAUUGUUCCUAAAAGUCUGUUGUGUAAGUUUUGGUUAAAAUUAGAAUAUGUUGAAAUAACUUAUUCCUAUUAAGCUAAAGGCUGCAGGAUUCCAGUCAUCGCACGAAGCUCCUCUUUGCGAGCACUUGCUUCAAAUUAAAUUGACCGUCGAGCAUUGCAAUUGGAUAAAAGUUAUUCUCUGCGAUCAGCUUCGUGCUAGUGGAAUUUCGCCUUAUAAUAUAUAUGUGCAUGCAUGGGUUCUAACCAGGAAUUUUACUUUGUUCUCCAUUUGUAAAAGAGUUACUGUAUCUACUAGGCUUUAUGUGAAGGCCUGGAUCCAUAACUCUCCCCCGCAGAGGUUUUUUGGUCGACAAUUAGGCUAAUAAUUAAUUAGCCUUUCUCACGGCCGAUUUUACCGCUAUUUUGUAGAGUAAAAUGUUUUUUACUAUUAUAGUUGUUGGUGUAAUGGUAAAUUUACACUCACAACUUUUAAAAGUCAUUUUAUUCGCUGUAUAUUCUAUUCAGAAAAAGGUGAUACCUAAAUCGCUUGAUAUUUGUUUUUAGGAUGACGAAUCAAUUGACGAGGAAACGGAGAAGUCCACCUAUCCGAGGCUGAUUGGGUCUGGAGAUCUGGCAAAUGUCGAAACACUGUUCAUCGCGGCAGAGGGACAAAGGUUCCUUGAUUUCUCAAACCUAGGAAGUGAUCGCAUUCCAACGGCGGUAGUUCUUCUGGUUGGCACAUUUUAUAUCUUAAAUAUGGAGUACACACCAGGUAUAUCAAAUGUGUACGCCUUUUUGGAAGCGACUUUACUAAGUCGGCCUCAAGAGGCAAGAAAGAGAAUAUCCGUGCAAAAACUCCUUAAAGAAUUGGACAUUACGUGCAAGUAAUAAAAUUAAGAACAGUGUAGCAUGAUUAAUUUCAUACUAAUCUAACAUCGCAGCAAACAACGAAAAAUUUAUUGUCUUUUUUAACGUGAUUCAACCUCGGCCUCGCAGAGAAAAAUUAUGUCGUUGUUCCCUACCGUGUCAGAUUAAUAUGAAUCUCGAUAAGCAUAACAUAUUUUUAUUCCACUUCUAUGUAUAUAUAUAAUAUAAAUCGUAA